Alosa alosa (allis shad) is the source of this 3100-nucleotide messenger RNA. It is a transcript of the gene slc16a5b, whose product is annotated as solute carrier family 16 member 5b. Gene Ontology annotation, molecular function: monocarboxylic acid transmembrane transporter activity. The record is from RefSeq and is a predicted model, not a curated record. The transcript has 5 exons. Lineage: Eukaryota; Metazoa; Chordata; Actinopteri; Clupeiformes; Clupeidae. Bases 115 to 1977 code for a protein of 620 amino acids. Gene Ontology annotation, biological process: transmembrane transport; monocarboxylic acid transport.
AUUUGAUAGGACAGCGGUUUUUAGAAAGUAGCGGCUGACGCAACGCAGUCCCGAGUGGAUGUUUCUAUUUCGCCGUUGUAGCCGAUAGGUCGAGACAAUGAGUAACGGUAGGUCAUGACAGUUUCUAAAGACGCUCAUAUCAUAAUUUAUUUGUCGAAACCUGGCAGUGAUAGGAUACAAUACAAUACACGCGAAGAUGAAAAAUUAAAGGGUUACUGGAAGUGUCCGCCAAACACAAUGACUGAGGGACUGGAGGGGCACCAGAAGGAAUCUCCGAGAUCUGUGCCAUCAAACGGCCAGUCUACCUUGGUGCGAUGGAGCAGCCCUGAUGCCCGCCAAAGCCACCUGACCUGGAGUUGGGCGUCCUCCCUGCGGUCUGUGGACUCGCUGGACGUGCUGGACACGGAGAGGGACUCUGACUCAGAGGAAAGGGAUGGGCAGGAAGGGGCAGCAUCAGGGCAGCCCAGCGCUCCCUGUGAUAGCGAGGAGCCCGAGGGGCAGCGGGAGGAGAUGCAGCUGCAGAGUGGACCGGAGGCGCCUGACGGAGGCUGGGGGUGGGUGGUGUUGGCCUCCACCAUCAUGGUGCUGGCACUCACCCUGGCUUUCCCUUCCUGCAUUGGCAUCUUCUACACAGACCUGCAGACUGAGUUCAACACCACCAACACCGAGACCUCCUGGGUCCCUGCCAUCAUGACCGCUGUGCUGCAUGGAGGAGGCCCGCUGUGCAGUGUCCUGGUCGAGUUGUAUGGGUGUCGCCCGGUGGUCAUGCUCGGGGGGAUCCUUAGCGGCCUGGGCAUGGCGACCAGUUCCUUCGCUCAGUCCAUCACAGAACUGUACCUAACAGCCGGCAUCCUCACAGGUUUGGGAUUCUGUUUUUCCUUUCAGCCGGCCAUAACGAUGAUAGGGCACUACUUUGUGCGGCGGCGCGCGUUCGCCAAUGCUCUGUCGUCCACGGGCACGGCCCUGGGCCUCUGUGUCUUGCCACUCCUGGCCAACUUCCUGCGGGGCUACUACGGCUGGCGCGGCAGCUUCCUGAUCUUCGGCGGGAUCCUGCUGAACUGCUGCGUGUGCGGGGCAGUGCUCCGACCCCUGCGGCCCAGCUCCCAGCGCAGCGGCCGGGGGCAGGAGGACCGCGCCAACGGCUGUCCGCGGCAGGGGAAGCCGGAGGGACUGAAGGUGCGCCUGCGGGCCACACUGUCCGGCCUCAUGGCUUUCCUGCACAGACACAUGGGCUUCGACCUCCUGCGGAGCCAUCCUCGCUACCGGGCGUUCACUCUGAGCGUGGCCUGGAUGAUGCUGGGCUUCACCGUGCCGCUGGUCUACCUGGUGCCCUACGCCACUUCACACGGCAUCACCCAGGACCGUGCCGCCCUGCUCAUGUCCAUCCUGGGUCUGGUCAACCUCUUCGUGCGGCCAGUGGUGGCGCUGGUCUUUGGGCUGCCACGUUUCCGCGGGAGCCCCUACUUUGUGUACAUGUUCGGGAUGGCCAUCUUGGUGAACGGCCUGAGUAACAUUGUGUGCGCCAUGGUGCCCACCUUCCCCGUGCUGCUGACGUUCGUGGUGCUGUUCGGCCUCUCCAUGAGCUUCAUCGGCUCGCUGCUGGUGACCGUGCUGAUGGACACCGUGGACAUCCGGCGCUUCCACUCGGCCCUGGGCCUCAUCUGCUGUAUGGAGAGCAUCACUGUGCUGAUGGGCCCACCACUCGCAGGUCUGCUGAUGGACAGGACUGGCCAUUACACGUACGUCUUCUACGCCUGCAGUGUGAACGUGGCCUCAGCUGGCCUGUUCCUCAUGGGCUCCUUCUACUACCUGGACCGGCAGCGGAACCGGGAAGCCCGGAGCUGCACCCCGCCCGCCCAGGAACACCCGCUGAGACCUGUCAUCUCCCUCUCCACCUCCGAUGUGGCCUACAGCCAAGUGCCCUUACAGACAGAACAGGAUGAGAAGCCCGCUGAUGUGAACGUCUCAGAUGUUUAAACAGUGUGAAUGGCCGUAUACUGCAUCUAUUUAACAGAAUGUCUCCUGUUGCAUUAUGUUUUAUUUUUUGCUUUUUUAUUUGUGAUGCGAUCUAGGAAAACACACCACAUGGUGCAGUUUUACCAACUUAUGAUUCUGAUACCAUCCUAGCAACAUCCAAGAUUUUAGGAGGAUGGUAUCCUGGAUUUUGUUAGGAGACAGUGUCCAGAAUGUUGCUAGGAUGGUAUCAGAAUCUUAACUUGGUGAAAUUUCACCAGAGAGGGUAAAAAGGGAGCAAAAAUCAAGGAUUUUUGAGUGCACCAUGUGGUGGGUUUUCCUAGAUCGCAUCACAUUUUAUGACUCCAGAGCAGAAACACACAUAGAACAACUGACUGAAAAUGACCUGUUCAUGUUCCACUUUGUUUUCCCUGUCCAGUCUGUCAUCGUUGCUUCCUCUAUGUCUCCACGGUUUUUCAUGGUGUUUUGUCUUGAGAGAUGCAGAAGGGGGCUCACUUAGUCUUAGUUUCACAGACUGUUGAAAUGUUAAAUGCUGUACAAUGUGAAAAUGCAUUUUCAACUAGAUUACUAGACUACUAUAACUUUAUUACACUGUAAUAGAAUUGAUCAAGAAAUGGCUUCUUGGUGUGUUUUUACAUUUGUGGUAAAUAACAAAUGUGGAAUGCACUCAGGCCUGUGAUUUAUUGAGCUUUUGUUAUUGAAAACCCUAAAUUAUAAAUAUCAUUUUUAUUAGAUUUCAACUGCCAUUGUUACAGCUAAAAAAUAUUUUAAUGAAUCAAAGUAUACAUAAUCAUAUAAAUCAAAAUCACUGGCCAGUUUCAGUUUGUAUGAAUAGAGUGCACCAUGAGCAUGAUGCUCUAACAUGUUUACAAUGAUGUUUCUGGGCACAAAGAUUUUAUAUUUUGAGAAAAUUUAAACAAGUUCUCCUUUUGAAGGACUUGAACUGGAAUGUUGCUGAGGGACACCAAAUAUUUUCUAUUGUCUACCUGAGUGUUAUUGCCUUAUUUUUUUUUAGAUUUUAUCAGAUAAACGUACAGAUGAAAUGUAUGUGAUUUAUGGUUUCUAUGGGAUUUGGAAUAGCAAGUAUUUGAUAGACUUAUUUUAAAAAUAAAAAAUAUCAACAUGA